ACACUUCUCACUGGUCUCCUGCUUCCCUGAGCAGGGCAUCGGAAGGAGCUAUGGAUCCUGCAGCACUGGUGGAAGCGAUGGUGGAAGAAGUGGCCUGUCCCAUCUGCAUGGCCUUCCUGAGGGAGCCCGUGAGCAUCGAAUGUGGCCACACCUUCUGCCACAGCUGUCUAUCCAGACUCUGGGAGGUUCCAGGGGAAUCCCAAGAAGCGGACUGCACCUGUCCUCUCUGCCGAGCUCCUGUCCAGUCAGGGAGCCUGCGACCCAACUGGCAGUUGGCCAGUGUUGUAGACAAAGUCCGCCUGCUAGGGCUACAUCCAGGAUUGGGGCUCAAGGGUGACACGUGUGAGCCUCACGGGGAGCAGCUAAAGAUGUUCUGCAAAGAGGAUAGCCUGAUGAUGUGUGAGAUCUGCAGCCAGGCCCCAGAACAUGAAGCCCACUGUGUUGUGCCCAUAGAGGAUGUCGCUUGGGAAUAUAAGUGGAAACUCCACGAGGCUCUGGAACAUCUGAGGAAGGAACAGGAGGAAGCCUGGAAGCUGGAAGUCAGUGAGCGGAAGCAGGCUGCCGACUGGAAGAUACAGGUGAAAACCCAGAAGCAGAAUAUCAUGUGGGAAUUUGAGAAAUAUCAGCAGUUACUACAGGAGAAACAGCCACCAGGUCCCUGUCUGGAAGAGGAGUUAGCUGCAGCUCUGGCCAGCCUAGAGCAGGAGAAAGGGGAGACCAUGGAGAAACUGGAGCAGAAUUAUGAAAAGCUCACCCAGCAGAGCCGAGUCCUAGGGAGGAUGAUUGCGGAGCUGGAGGAGAGGGCUCAGAGGCCCAUCCGCUGGAUGCUGCUGGGUAUUCAGGAAGUCUUAAACAGGAGCAAGUCUUGGAGCCUUCAGAAGCCAGAACUGGUCUCCUUGGAGCUGCGGACGGGUCGCUGUGUGCCAGGGCUGAGAGAGAUCCUCAAGACAUAUGCAGCUGACGUGCGCUUGGAUCCAAAUACUGCUUACUCCUACCUCGUUGUGUCUGAGGAUAGGAAGCGCGUGCACUAUGGAGACACCAAACAGAAUGUGCCUGACAAUCCGGAGCGAUUUUACCGCUACAAUGUUGUCCUUGGCAGUCAGUGCCUCUCUUCUGGCCGGCACUACUGGGAGGUGGAGGUGGGAGACCGUUCUGAAUGGGGCCUGGGAGUGUGUAAGGAGAAUGUAGACCGGAAGGAGGAGGUCUACUUAUCCCCCGACUAUGGAUUCUGGGUGAUAAGGCUAAGGAAUGGAAAUGAGUACCGGGCAGGCACCAAUGAAUACCCUCUCCUCUCCUUGCCAGUCCCUCCACGCAGGGUGGGAGUCUUUCUGGAUUAUGAGGCUCAUGAUGUCUCCUUCUACAAUGUGACUGAUGGUGGCGCCCACAUUUUCACUUUCCCCCAUGCUUCCUUCCCGGGGCGCCUCUUGCCCUUUUUCAGUCCUUGCUACAGCAUUGGAGCCAAUAACAGUGCUCCCUUGGUGAUCUGCUCCCUGGAGAAAGAAGACUAAGGAAGCCACCAUCCUCAUCACAGCCUGCAGAGGUCCCAGAGGAGCCUGCCACUGGAGCCACACUGAGCCUAGAACCCAGGGAUCCCUCUGCCUGAACCAGUACUCUCUUGCUCCCAGGACCAAGUGUAGCACUAAAUCACACACAUAUGGAAUCUAAAUGAGCAUGGCACCCCCAUCAGGAGGAUGUGUCAGGGCUGGUGACAAGGAGCAGAGUGAUCCUUCAAUAACAUGUUGAUAUGAGACUCGAGGCUCUGUCCCUUCUGUAGCUCAUGUCCCUCAGGUUCCUCGCAAUUAAAUCAGAAAGGCUGGGGCAAUGGCUACAGUCUUCAGGAAACCUGGAUAAAGUUUACAACCAGCUGGAGGAGUGUCAUCCCUGCACUUGCUGAGGCCAGUAAGAGACUGCCACAGCGCAGAUUGCUGGGCAACCUGCAAAGGAGUCCACUCAGUUCUCUGUGCUCCUGGCUGGAGAAUUGCAGUGCAGCCCAGGCCCCCGGCUAUCAUCAGGAUAAGGCUAAGUGUCAGGUGCAAACAACUUGUGAGCCUUAGAUAUUAUUUUCAUUUUGUAGAAGAUCCUGAACUGACUGAUGAAGCAAGUCACUUCUUACAAAGCCUUUGAAGAUAAGUUUAUAAAGACACAAGGCACUUUCCACAUUGAAAUGAACAAAAUGAACAGAUUCACUUCCUAGGUUAUAUAUCUGCAUAUCAUUCAUGCCAUUGGGGUCUGAAAUAUCUCACAUGUUCAGCCAUAUUGAAUUAUCUUCAUUAGAAAAUAGAUGUAACAAAUCAGCAUAAAACAGCAUAGUUGCCUACCUCACCAUUGUGAAGAUCCCAGUUCCAUCCCAUACUUUGAUCCUAUCUCAGGAAUACAAGAAGGCAAACCAUGGAUUCUCCCUGUGGUAAAUUCCCCAGCAGCCUGGACACAGCCAGCAUCCUCAGGGCCUGUUCCUUAGGGCCUCUGAUCCUGAGCCCUUAGGUGC
Molecule: messenger RNA, 2485 nt
Organism: Ochotona princeps (American pika)
Lineage: Eukaryota; Metazoa; Chordata; Mammalia; Lagomorpha; Ochotonidae
Gene: TRIM68
Product: tripartite motif containing 68
Exons: 6
Coding region: 51-1508 (485 amino acids)
Molecular function (GO): protein binding; zinc ion binding
Source: RefSeq, a predicted model, not a curated record